ACAAUCGUGAAGACGUGAAUCGCGCAAUCUGUCAAAAUACUUGCGAUGAAUUUAGUGUUUAUUUUCUAAAAAUACUAAUUUAUCGAUUGGUAAUAAUUGGGUUAUUGGGAAGGAGGCAGAUCUGAUGUAAUCCUUAUAAUGGCUACAUUAAUUCAAUCAUAUGAGCAGCAAUAUGCCGUUCUAACAGCUGAAAUAACUUCAAAAAUUGGUCGGCUUAAAGUUGGCAAUGAAGACAUUCGUGAGCAGCUUAGCAAGGAAAUACAAGCUAACUUCGAAGAAGCAAAUGAUUUGCUCGAGCAACUGGAGCUGGAGUCGCGGGGAGCGGCGGGGGCGGGGUCGGGGGGGCGCACCGCCGCCUUCCGCGCGGAGCUACUGCGCGUGCGCGAGGAGUUCCGGAAGGUGCUCAGCAACAGCGCCGCCUACAACAUAGACGAAGACAUGUCCUACGAGGACUGGGGCCCGUCGUCGCCUCGACAACAACUACUCGACAACUCGGAGCGUCUGGAGCGCACGGGUCGUUCUUUGACGGACGGGUACCGAGUUCUAUUGGAGACGGAGCGCGUGGGGGCUGAAGUGCUGCGGGACCUCAGCGGGCAGCGAGAGACCGUACAGCGGGCGAGGGGACGGCUCCGCGAGACCGACGAGCAGCUGUCCCGCUCGGCGCGGCUCAUGAACUCGAUGGUGGUGCGCGGGCUGCAGGCGCGGCUCGCGCUGGCGCUCGUGUUCGUGGCGCUCGGCCUGCUCGCCACCGCGGCGCUCUACUACUCCGUCACCUAGCCCCCCCUGCUCCUCGAGCUGCUAAUGGGCAGCUGGGACCGGCGGCUGGCGCAGGCCGGCAUCUACUACGCGUAUCUCGCGUGCGCCAAGGCCCUUCGCCUCGCCUUCCGCCUGUACGUGGCCAAGCAGUACUUGAAGGCGUUCAUUUAUGUGAAGAAGCUCAAGUUCGGAUUUUAGGGGGUGAGUGUGAAAUGUGCGGGUUUGUUUUUGUGGGAGCGGUCUAAUGAGGAGCAGAAAUUAAUAGGUGGUUUGUCUAUCGUCUCUAAUGUAACAUAAUGUAAGGAAAACCAAAAAAAACUUAAUGGGA
This is a messenger RNA of Plutella xylostella (diamondback moth), 1084 nucleotides long. NCBI's taxonomy places the organism in Eukaryota, Metazoa, Arthropoda, Insecta, Lepidoptera, Plutellidae. The record is from RefSeq and is a predicted model, not a curated record.